Molecule: messenger RNA, 1734 nt
Organism: Mustela lutreola (European mink)
Lineage: Eukaryota; Metazoa; Chordata; Mammalia; Carnivora; Mustelidae
Gene: B3GALT4
Product: beta-1,3-galactosyltransferase 4
Exons: 2
Coding region: 321-1469 (382 amino acids)
Cellular component (GO): membrane
Molecular function (GO): N-acetyl-beta-D-glucosaminide beta-(1,3)-galactosyltransferase activity
Source: RefSeq, a predicted model, not a curated record
UGGCCGCGGCUGCCCCCGCCCGGCGUUCGCCUCAGCGACUGAGGCACACUUCUCCGAACUCCGCUCCCGCCGGCUCGCGCCGAGCCCGCGCCUCCGGGGCUCGGUCCGCCGUGUUUCGUCCGCCGCAGCCGCGAAGCUACCGAGCAGCUUCCGGCGAGGCGGGUGUGCGUGCAGCGCUACACCCUCCCAGGGAGGGGGGCGGGACCCAGCCGCCACCGCGGGCGGGGGAGGGGCUCCUGGCGCUGCAGGGACACCCCACCAUGGAGCGGAGCUUUGGGGCGGCGAGGCCCCGACAAGGUCGCUUCUGAUUACCCCACACCAUGCCCCUCAGCCUCUUCCGGCGCCUUCUCCUUGCCGCCCUGCUGCUGGUGAUUAUCUGGACCCUCUUCGGGCCCUCGGGCAUCGGGGAGGAGCUGCUGAGCCUCUCGCUGGCCUCCCUGAGCCCGGCUCCAGCCUCUCCAGGGCCGCCCCUGGCCCUGCCUCGCCUCCUGAUCCCCAAUGAAGAGGCGUGCGGGGGUCCCGGCGCCCCACCCUUUCUGCUCAUCCUUGUGUGCACAGCCCCAGAGAACUUGAACCAAAGAAAUGCCAUUCGGGCUUCGUGGGGUGGGCUUCGUGAGGCCCGGGGGCUCAGGGUGCAGACUCUCUUUCUGCUGGGAGAGCCAGGCUUGUGGCAUCCUACCAGGGAACCCCACAUCAAUCUGGUGCGGGAGGCAGCGGCCCAGGGGGACAUCUUGCAGGCGGCCUUCCGGGACUCCUACCGGAACCUUACUCUCAAGACCCUCAGUGGGCUCAACUGGGCAAACAAACACUGCUCCAUGGCCCGCUACAUUCUCAAGACGGAUGAUGACGUGUUUGUCAAUGUCCCCGAACUGGUGUCAGAGCUGAUUCGGCGAGGGGGCCGCUGGGAACAAUGGGAGAAGGGCAAGGAGCCACCUCUGAGAGAGGUUGAGUCUGGAGAUGAAGACUUGCAAGAGGGGUCCAUCUUGAGACAGCCAGUGCCUCUUCUGUACCUGGGCCGCGUGCACUGGCGGGUGCACCCCUCUCGGACACCAGGGAACAAGCACCAGAUAUCCGAGGAGCAGUGGCCUCCUACCUGGGGCCCUUUUCCACCCUAUGCCUCUGGCACGGGGUAUGUGCUCUCAGCUUCUGCCGUGCAGCUCAUCCUGAAAGUGGCCAGCCGGGCACCUCCUCUGCCACUGGAAGAUGUCUUUGUGGGGGUCAGUGCCCGACGAGGAGGCCUCACCCCGACCCACUGUGUCAAGCUGGCUGGAGCCACCCACUACCCCUUGGACCGGUGCUGCUAUGGGAAAUUCCUGCUGACAUCCCAUAAGCUGGACCCCUGGAAAAUGCAGGAAGCCUGGAAGCUGGUGGGCAGCUCUGACAGGGAAAGGACUGCACCCUUCUGCUCCUGGCUCCAGGAAGUCUUGGGCAUCCUGCGCUGUCGGGUAAUAGCUUGGCUUCACAGCUGAGAGUGCCUGGGGCCGCAGGAGUGAGGAGCUGAGGGUCAAGCUGGCACCCCCUCCACCUUCUGCAGCCCAGGCCCAAGGCAGGGGGCCCUGACUGGCUGCAGUUGACCAGUUUCCUCUAUCAGAUGCUCUAUUACUGAAGAAAUCUAGGGGCCUGGCCUGCCAGCCCCUAUCACGGUCGCCAGGAAGAGCAAACCAGUGCUGGGGUGCUUCUCUUCAGCUAUGGCAGAGGAGGGGCAUAAGCUCCUCAAUAAACUUGUUUGUCUAC